Molecule: messenger RNA, 2160 nt
Organism: Ochotona princeps (American pika)
Lineage: Eukaryota; Metazoa; Chordata; Mammalia; Lagomorpha; Ochotonidae
Gene: E2F2
Product: E2F transcription factor 2
Exons: 7
Coding region: 330-1670 (446 amino acids)
Biological process (GO): regulation of transcription by RNA polymerase II
Cellular component (GO): RNA polymerase II transcription regulator complex
Molecular function (GO): DNA-binding transcription factor activity, RNA polymerase II-specific; RNA polymerase II cis-regulatory region sequence-specific DNA binding; protein dimerization activity
Source: RefSeq, a predicted model, not a curated record
CCGAGCGCCACCGGGGCCAUCGGGGCCCCCUCCCCCGCCUGCGCGCACCCGGCCAGCGCCCGGAGACCCCUGCUCCUCGUCGGCCUUUGGGGCCGCCCCGCGUCGCGGCCGCCCCUCGGGGCGGGCCAGCCCCUGGCAGUGCCCCCGCCGUCCCCCAGCGGGCUCGGCUCGGCCGCGGGCCAGGAGGGGAGGGUCCGGUCUUGCCCUGCCGGCGUCCAUUGGCGGCUUCCCCCGGUCUCCGUGCGCCAUGCCGCGCGCCGGCUGAGCCGGAGCCCGCAGGUGUCGGCGGGUGCGCCCGGCCUGCUUGGGGAGGGGGUCCCGCACUCGCCAUGCUGCGCGUACCUGGUGCCCCGGCUUCAGACGCUGGGCAGCCCCCAAACGGGGUGUCGGCGAUGAGCCCCACCGAGCUGUGGCCGCCCGGGCUCAGCAGCCCCCAGCUCUGCCCGGCCAACACCGCCUACUACACCGCGCUGUACCCGCAGACGGUGCCUCCGGCUGCGGUUCCCGGCACCUGCCUGGACGCCACCCCGCAUGGACCCGAGGGCCAGCCUGUUCACUGCGUGCUCACGGGCCGCCUGCCGGCCAAGAGAAAGCUGGACUUGGAAGGCCUUGGGAGGCCUGCAGUCCCUGAGUUCCGAAUGCCCAAGGGGAAGAACAUCCGAGUGGAGGGGCUGCCCAGCCCCAAGACCCCCAAGUCCCCCGGGGAGAAGACGCGAUAUGACACAUCUCUGGGGCUGCUCACCAAGAAGUUCAUUUACCUCCUGAGUGAAUCGAACGAUGGAGUCCUGGACCUGAACUGGGCGGCCGAGGCCCUGGAUGUGCAGAAGCGACGCAUCUAUGACAUCACCAAUGUGCUAGAGGGCAUCCAGCUCAUCCGCAAGAAGUCCAAGAACAACAUCCAGUGGGUAGGCAGGGCACUAUCUGAAGUCCCCAGCCGGCCCGGGCAACAGCAGCAGCUGCAACAGGAGUUGAAGGAGCUGACGAGCAUGGAGCAGGCCCUGGACCAGCUCAUCCAAAGCUGUUCUCAGGACCUGAAGGAGCUGACAGAGGACAAGGCUAACAAGAAACUGGCCUACGUGACGUACCAGGACAUCCGUGCUGUGGACAACUUUAAGGAGCAGACGGUGAUCGCUGUCAAGGCGCCUCCACUGACAAGGCUGGAAGUGCCCGAGAAGGUUGAGGACAAUCUGCAGAUACGUCUCAAGAGCAUCCAGGGGCCCAUCGAAGUGUACCUGUGUCCGGAGGAGGUUCAGGAACCGGACAGUCCUGUCAAGGAACUUCUCCUUUCCAGCUCUUCCCUCAGCCCCAGCCAUAGCCCCAACUCCACCCAGCCCAGCAGUACCACCAGCCCUGGCAUUGCAGAACCUGCAGCACCCUCAGCGCCAGCACUAAUUCCCCAGCAGGAUGUGCCGCUGCCGCCAUCACCACCACCACCACCGCCGCCGGCCCUUGUCCCCUUGGAGGCCGCCGACAGCCUGUUGGAGCUGUCGCACCCGCUGCUGCAGCAGACCGAGGACCAGUUCCUGGCCCCGGACCUCACCUGCAGCUCCCCGCUCAUCAGCUUCUCCCCGCCCAUAGACCAGGAUGACUACUUGUGGAGCCUGGAUGGGGGUGAGGGCAUCAGUGACCUCUUCGACACCUACGCACUUGGGGAUCUGCUGAUUAACUGAGGGGCCCACCCUGGUGGCCCACCCAUCUCUACCUCCUCACAUCAGACUGACGGGGCCCCCGUCCACCCGCACGGGCACAGCCUCUUGGGAGGUGUGAUGUGGCAGCUGGGGGGUGAAGUGGGCGCAGGGGGUGAGAUUUGUCCUUCCUGAGGGAGGCGUGGACUUCUGACCUCUGACCUCAUGAGGGAUGACAGGUGAAGCGCCCGAUGAGGCGGACCCCCACUGCCGCCCUUGUAUUUAUUUCAGGUUGAGUUUGAUUGUCAUCCCUGAGUUUUAGCAGGGAGUGUUUAGGUUCUGGCAGCACCUGUCCUCAAACAGGCUCUUCCCGGAGCUCGAGCCACCUCGCUGGUUCCCCUCCUGUGUUGGGGACCAGGAUUCAGGACUGCAGCCCAGCUGCCAGGACACUGAUGGCACUUAGACCUGGCGAACCUCAUGCGUGCCAGGCCCCGGUCUGGGGUUUCAGGGACCACCCCCUGACAGGGCGCUGAGG